This is a messenger RNA of Columba livia (rock pigeon), 891 nucleotides long. RefSeq names its product zinc finger HIT-type containing 1 (gene ZNHIT1). Lineage: Eukaryota; Metazoa; Chordata; Aves; Columbiformes; Columbidae. The transcript has 5 exons. Gene Ontology annotation, molecular function: nucleosome binding. Gene Ontology annotation, biological process: chromatin remodeling. Bases 18 to 767 code for a protein of 249 amino acids. The record is from RefSeq and is a predicted model, not a curated record. Gene Ontology annotation, cellular component: Swr1 complex.
GAACCGGCAGCUCCGCCAUGGCGGCGGCACCGAGACUGCCGCGGGGGCGUGGCCAAGCGGGGGGCGUGUCCUCCUCCCUCCAAUCCGCGCCCGCCGCCCCGCCCCGCCAGCCAAUGCGAGCAGAGGAGGGGCGGGGGUCGGAGCGCGCUGCCACGUGGAAAAGGGGGCGUGGCUUGUGCGGAGGGGGCGCGCCCACAGCGAAUUGGGCGGGGAAGCGGAAGAAAGUGGGUGAGGGCGGAAGUGGGUGGGGUAGCGCGGCGGAAGUGGCGUCGGUGAGGGCGGAAGUGGCGCUGCGGAGCAAGAUGGGGGAGAAGAAGGUGUCGGGGCGGGUCCCGGAGGCCGCUCAGCGGCGGGUCCUGGACCGGGCGACCCGGCAGAGGCGGCUGAACCGGCAGCUGGAGGCGCUGGAGAACGAUAAUUUCGGGGACGACCCCCAGGCGGGGCUGCCCCGGCCCGGGAAACGGCUCCCGAACUUCGCCGAUACCGCCGAGACCGGCAAGAAGAAGAAGAAAACUCGGGGUGACCAUUUCAAGCUGCGGUUCCGCAAGAACUUCCAGGCGCUGCUGGAGGAGCAGAACCUGAAUGCGGCCGAGGGUCCCAACUACGUGUCGGCCUGCGCGGGCCCUUCCCGCCGCCCCCCCCGCCAUUUUUGCGCCGUCUGCGGUUUCCCCUCGGCCUACGCCUGCGUGAGCUGCGGCGCCCGCUUCUGCUGCGCCCGCUGCCUCGGGACCCACCGCGACACACGGUGCCUGAAGUGGACGGUGUGACGCGGACGGUGAUGUCACCGCUGCGGCCAAUGGGGACGCCCGGUGUCACCCACCCCCGCCCCCUGCCCAGUGUCACCCACCCCCCAGCGUCACCUCUGGGGACAAUAAAUGGAUGGUAAAGGCA